Molecule: messenger RNA, 3580 nt
Organism: Eleginops maclovinus (Patagonian blennie)
Lineage: Eukaryota; Metazoa; Chordata; Actinopteri; Perciformes; Eleginopidae
Gene: kazna
Product: kazrin, periplakin interacting protein a
Exons: 18
Coding region: 109-2799 (896 amino acids)
Molecular function (GO): protein binding
Source: RefSeq, a predicted model, not a curated record
UCACUCCAGAGUAACAGCAGCAGUCUCCACACUCUGAGGCUGACCCACAGUGCACUUUCUCUUGCUGAAGACGGAGGGACCUUUCCCCCCUACGAGAGGAGUCCAGCCAUGGAGGAGAUGCUCACCUGCAGCCGCAGCCCUUUCUCCCAGGUGUUCGGGCGUCAGGGUCAGCUCAUGCAAGCCACCGUGCAGUCUCUGAACAGCAUUAAUGACCAGAUUGCUAGCUUCAUGGUGACUGGAGCCAAGCCCGUGGAGCCGGAUCAGCCUGUCUUUGCUCCUCCUGAGAAGGAGCCGCUGCAGAAGUCCAUGACCCUGAUGAGGCACCUCCUUGUGGAUGCACAGGCAAAAAUCCUGAAAAUGAUGGAUGACAACAAGCAGCUGGCUCAGCGCAUCGAUGGGGCCAUUCAGUCCGCCAGCCAGGAGGUGACCAACCUGCGGUCAGAGCUGAGCGCCACCAGCCGCAGACUGGCCGAGCUGGGGGCCCAUGACUCGGGCAGCAUGCUGGAGACCCUGCAGCACAACCACAACGAUCCCUCUUCUCACCCGAGGCAGAAGUCGCCGGCCACUGACCUCUGCUACAAGACUGAAAUCAGCAGUUUGAUGGACUUCAACUCCCCGGACGCUUCCCUGGACAAAGUCCUGCUGCGCGAGGAGGUGGCCCAGCUCCAGGAGGAGGUGCACCUGCUGCGGCAGAUGAAGGACAUGUUGAGUAAGGACCUGGAGGAGACCCAGGGAAGCUGCUCUGCUGACGUGCUCUCUGCCACCGAGCUCCGCGUGCAGCUGGCCCAGAAGGAGCAGGAGCUGGACCGGGCCAAGGAGGCUCUGCAAGCCAUGAAGUCGGACCGUAAGCGUCUGAAGGCAGAGAAAGCAGACCUGGUGAACCAGAUGCAGCAGCUUUAUGCCACACUGGAGAGCCGGGAGGAGCAGCUCCGUGACUUCAUCCGCAACUAUGAGCAGCACAGAAAAGAGAGUGAGGAUGCGGUGAAGGCCCUGGCCAAAGAGAAGGACCUGCUGGAGAGAGAGAAGUGGGACCUGCGGCGGCAGACGAAGGAAGCCACAGAGCACACGGGCCUGCUGCGCUCCCAGCUCGAUCUCAAGGAGAACCGCAUCAAGGAGCUGGAAGCUGAACUGGCCAUGAUGAGUAACUGUGUCAAUCAGAGAAUGGAGUUCCGGGUGUUUGAGCGUGUAUCGGACAGGGACUACUCUCCUAGGGUCAACGCGGCCAAACAGUCUCUAGCCACCCUGACCAAGGACGUGCCCAAGCGUCACUCUCUGGCUAUGCCUACGGAAACAGUUGUCAAUGGCAACAACCAGGAGUGGGUGAUGCAGGCUGAUCUUCCCCUGACAGCUGCCAUCAGACAGAGUCAGCAGACCCUCUACGUCCACACGGGGCAUCCAACUGACCGACAAGUGGCUGCCGUGCGGGUCAGCCCAUGCCACUCGCGCCAGCCGUCCAUCAUCUCCGAUGCAUCGGCAGUAGAUGGGGACCGGUCGUCCACACCCAGCGACAUCAACUCCCCACGCCACCGGACUCACUCCCUCUGCAAUUCCCUAGAAGAUCUGGAGGAGGCGAAGCGCAAGAAAAAGAAAGAGAAGAUGGGCCUGGGCUCCCUCUCACGUGUCUUUGCCCGGGGGAAGCAGCGCAAGUCCCUCGACCCUGGUUUGUUUGAUGACUCGGACAGCCUGUCCAGCCCGACCCGCCACAGCCUCAGCCUAUCAGACGGUGAGGAUCAGCUGGACCGCCUGCAGCAGGUGGAGCUGGCCCGUUCCUCGCCCAUGUCCCAGUGGAGGGCAGGCACUGUGCAGGCCUGGCUUGAGGUUGUCAUGGCGAUGCCCAUGUACAUCCGCACCUGCUCAGAAAAUGUCAAGAGUGGAAAGGUUUUACUUGGGCUGACAGAUGAAGACCUGGAGCUGGGAUUGGGUGUCAGCAGUGUAAUGCAUCGCCGGAAACUACGCCUGGCCAUUGAGGAUUACAGAGAUGCUGAGAAUGGUAGAGGGCUGUCUAAGGCUGCUGAUAUGGAUCACCACUGGGUGGCCAAGGCCUGGUUAAGUGACAUGGGCCUGCCUCAGUACUCUCAGGCCUUUCACAACCACCUGGUAGAUGGACGCCUGCUGAACUCACUGACACGUCGUGACCUCGAACGUCACCUUAACAUCACUAAGAAAUUCCACCAGAUCAGCCUGCUGCUUGGCAUCGAACUGCUGCAAUUACUCAAUUUCGACAAGGAGGCACUGCAGGCUCGCCGGAUACAGUGUGAGCAUCAGAACGUUGAUCCGUUGGUGUGGACGUCUCAUAGGGUCGUUAAAUGGAUCAAAGAUAUCGACCUGAAGGAGUUUGCAGAGAGUCUUCUCAGCAGCGGAGUUCAUGGCGCCGUCAUGGUGCUCGACCCCACUUUUAACACCGAUGCUAUGGCAACAGCACUGGGGAUCCCUAGCAACAAGCACAUGGUUCGCAGACACCUUGUGGAGGAGAUGCAAUCGCUGAUUGGCUCGGCCAGGGCAGAAGUUAAGCAGGACUACGAGCAUCUCGGCCUGGGAACACCACCAGCUCUGUUUCGGCAGAACUCCCUGGGGAGACCGCCCAGCUCCACCGGCCGACACACUGAUGAUGAAGGCUCGCUGAGGAGGAGAGCUGUCAAGCCUCCAACAGGGUUCAGUCCCAAAGCUCGCAAUGGGCGAGACUUAAGUUGCCAUAGCAGCUACGGCUCCCUGCCUAGGGAGGGCAGAGAACAAACCCCCCCCCGAUCCGAGGGAAGCCCGCUCCACGGUUACACUAGCAUCGAGGUCACCAAUGUGUGAGGUCAACAGAGUGAGACGAAACACGUCGUCAGCUUCCUCACAUCUCCAUCUACAUCAUGAACAUUUGUCAUGUGGUCCUGAACAUGGGAGGGUUACUUUUUAUAGAGAUGAAAAUAUAAAGGAAAGAUUGCACUUUUUUUAAUGGGAUGGAAUUCUUUAUCUCAAGUUUCCUGGUUCAGGAAAAAAAAACUGUGGGCAGGGGGUAUUUUGAUGUUUUUUGGGGGGAUAUUUCCUUUCUCCAACGCUAAAAAAUGAAAAAAUGAAGGACUCAAGCUCAAUGAUUAUUUUUCUAUUUUCUUGUGUAAAUGGUUCUCUGUAUCAGGAUGUGUAUUGUUGACUGUUUCUUCUGAGGGGAAUGACCUCUUAAAAAGCAAGACUGUUUGUACAAUACAGGAUACUUGAUGACAAAAAAAGGUUUCAUAUCUAUGUAAAAUUGUUCUUGUGUCAUUCAAUUCUGCUGUAUGUGAUGCCUUGUCAAUGUAGCUGAAGACAGUGGCCAAAAAAAAGCAAUUUGACUUGAAUUUUAAAUUUUAGAAUCUAGAGGUUUAUGUUUGAUACUCAUUUUUCAUCUUGCACAUUAACACAGUUGUGUCUAAACAAAUGUAGCACCCUCUUCUGAUGUUUUAUACUGUGCAGUAAACAUGGGAAAAUAUUUUAACAAUGCCAGCAAAAGAUGACUGCAGAGCUGUAUGUCCAUAGAGGCCUAAGGGCUGAAAGGUGUGAGGAUGUAAACACUAUAUGUGAAAAGUUUGAAUGAAAUAAAAAUGACAUCUUAAAUUCA